This is a messenger RNA of Mycena citricolor, 542 nucleotides long. The record is from the annotation of a GenBank genome assembly. NCBI's taxonomy places the organism in Eukaryota, Fungi, Basidiomycota, Agaricomycetes, Agaricales, Mycenaceae.
UAGGGUUCCGAAUCUCACGUACGGUGAGCAUGAGACCGUCGUCGAUAAUCUUCAGUCAUCGAUUCUCGCCCGGGAUCCGCAUGCUGAUCUGAAUGCUGCACCAGCAUGUCUACUCUAUCGAGUUUAUUUAUGUACUUGAAAUCAGUUUCCAUCUCAAAGUGUCGGGAGAUGAUCACUUUACAGUUGUAUCGGCCAAAGGACUGCAUCUGAAUCCUACACCACCGCAGUUUUUCCAUCCAGCAGUCGGCAUUUUUCCGAAUUCAAGUUCGAAACCGCUCAACUAGGGCGCGGGGUUUGCAGCCCAUUUUGCAAUUUUCGUCCCAUCGUCGGAGCAUUUGUCGGCAAGACAUCUUGGCCUUUGAAGUCGUCCUUGGGGAAUGGACUGCCAGGCACACGUUAUUAUUCGUGUGAAAUGAUAUUUCACUCCAGACAAUUGGGCAUCAUUUAGAGGCGCAGCUAUUGAAUGCAUCUCGCGGGCAUCAUUUUCCACUUUGAUGUUUGAAGACUCGAUCAGCCUGUGUCCCCAUGUGCCAGGUUUAUGC